AUGGUUAACGAUACUACUACACGCAGUACCGCACCUGCAGCGGACUUGUCUUUUGAUUUUGGCCCACCCCCACCAAAAUUCACAGACAAAUAUGUUGAAAGGGAGUACGUCAAAGAGAGAUUAGCUUUAGCGUACCGUGUUAUCGCAAGAGAAGGUUUAUGUGAAGGAGCUUCGGGACAUCUCACAUCUCGAGAUCCGGUUGAUAGAGAAUGUUUCUGGGUCAAUCCUUAUGGUCUUCACUUUUCACGAAUGACAGCAUCUGAUUUACUCCUGAUUGAUCAUCAUGGAAAAAUCGUCAUGGGUGGUAAACCUCAUCAACAAAGAUACAACGCGGCGGCCUUUGUGAUCCACUCAGCCAUUCACGCAGCAAGACCAGAAGUGGAUUCUGUCUGUCACGCUCACUCUCCUUCCGGAAAGGCCUUUUCAACAUUGGGACGGAACCUGCCAUUCUACACUCAGGAUUCAGCUGUCUUCUGGGGUGAUAUAGCGUUAUAUGCUGCUCAUGGUGGCGUGGUAUUAUCCUCAGCCGAAGCAGAAACGAUAGUCAACCAUAUUGGUAAUAAAAAAGCUUUGAUCAUGCAGAACCAUGGAAUUUUAACGGUCGGAGGGUGUAUAGAAAGUACUAUAGCCUGGUUCAUGCUACUUGAGAAUGAAUGCAAAUGCGUUCUAGCCGCAGAAGCGGCGGCUGCUAUGACUGGCUCGAGACCAAUUGGUAUUGAGCCUGAGGUAGCAGAAUUCACAUGCAAAGAAAUUGGUACUGAAGAAGCUGGAAGAUUCGAAGCUUUACCUUUCUUCGAUCUGGUAGAAGAGGAAUGUGCUGGUGCACACCGGAAGUAA
This is a messenger RNA of Kwoniella shivajii, 837 nucleotides long. RefSeq lists its product as uncharacterized. The coding region runs from base 1 to 837 and encodes 278 amino acids. The record is from RefSeq and is a predicted model, not a curated record. Gene Ontology annotation, molecular function: actin filament binding. Gene Ontology annotation, cellular component: cytoskeleton. The transcript is spliced from 6 exons. Lineage: Eukaryota; Fungi; Basidiomycota; Tremellomycetes; Tremellales; Cryptococcaceae.